UCAAAUUCAUUUCAACAUUGACAGAUGGUACGUUUUGUGCGGUUUGCCUGUUCAAGCGCGCUGCUUCAGCAACAACAAUUGUUUUCUAACUUUGCUUUUUAUUUGACGACCCAUCUAAUCUUCUGCAGUCCAAGGCAUCUUCAGAAAUGAUGGAAAAACUGUACAAAACUUGUUGCCGAUUAUGUCUGCACGAUGGUUCUACUCAGCAGCUGCUGGACAUACUUUCUGUGAAAGGAUUAAAAGAAAACAUCUCUAACAUUUUCAAUAUAGAGAUAGAUACUCGGGAUUGCUGCACUACUAAUGUUUGUUUAAACUGUUUUAACGAGACAUUAAGUAUGGAGAAGGAAUUUCAAUUGUACGAGGAGCAAAAACGGAUAAUACUCGCCAACCAGCUCAGACUGCAGGAAAAUCCUUCAGAAGCAACAAGUGAAUUGGCAUCUAGUGCAUUGGCUAGCUCAGUUGCUUGUAUUGAUGGAGAUGCUGGAGGAAAAAAGUCUGUUAAUGCACCGGAACGUUCAAGGAAAGCUCCUAAAAUUGCACCAUACAACCUAAAUUCAAAGAAAGAUCAAUCGAUGAAAACACAGCGUAUCUCUAUUGAUCCAGUUGACGUGAAUUUAGAAGAAACAAAAAACCAACAAAACAAAUCCAUAACCAAAACAAUUAAAGAUAAAACUAAAAAAAUCAAAUUAGUGCAGAAUGCUCCUGCCAAGACGAAAACAUCGUGCAAAGAGUCAGUGCAGGAAAAAAACCCGUCCCAAAAUGUGGUUGUUGUUCCUGUAGCAAACCUCCAACAACAGUUGGAACAAUCUCAGAAAGAACAAACAGAAAAUGCAAAUGAAUGUACAAAUGCUACAGAUUCCAAUGAAUUGCAAAGACCAAAACCGGGGAUUGUUGUAACAGGAAUAUUGAAAAGAAGAAUUGAAAAACCGCAGAAUCUUGCUCCUGUGCAAAGUAAAAGCUCUAUUAACAAUACUACCGUGCAUAGGAGUGCUGAUGUUAACAAAACUCAGCCUAAUAAUGCUCAUAAUGUUGUUUUAAGCUCAACAAAUAUCGUUCAUGAUGCUGUCGAGAGCAAUUCCAUAAAUGCAGUAAAUAUUCAACGACAAGAGGCACAUGCAUCAAAUAACGAACCACGUUCGUUUGUUAUACAAAAGGUUGUUACCUUCCAGGGAUCCACACAAAGCAAAGAAACCACUACGAUUGCUUCAGCAGUUUCGAAUACUAACGGUGGAAUGGUAUGGAUAAAUAGUCCUGUAAACCAACCGGUUACAGUUCAAUCCAAUUAUGGGAACAGUGAAAUGCAAAAUAAGGGGCAAGGUCCAUCUCCUCCAUUGACAGUAUUUAACAUUCCUGCCAUUGCAGUACAGCAAGGUGCAACGGCUUCCGUUCCGUUGCAUAAUGCGCUUACCACUGUUGUCAGUAGUGUAGAUUCGUCUGCUACAAAUUCAACUUUAGGUUCAUCUACGGCAACUCAAGUAGCAAGAUGUAGUGUAACAACGAUUCUGCCCCAGACCGUUUUUCAAGCCAGAUGUAAUACUCACUCAUCGAUGCCGGCACUUAGUAUAGGUGCUAACGCAUAUCAAGGAUCGCCCUUGCCUGCAAUGAAUAAUGCGAAUGACAGUGCAAACCAAUCAUCUUUGACCACUAAUAACACCAAUUUGGUUACUGACCAGCAGCCAUCAUCUUCAUCAAACGAAACAACUAGUGAAACCGGAAAUAAUGUUGACAUUAGCAAUACGAGCCCUGCUGCUCUUACCAAAAAACGCCGCCAUAGUACCUACAUUCGAGUAUCUUCCAACUUGUUUGAUGAACCUCCAGAAAGAGCACAAUUUGCUAUGUUGAAUAAUAAUCUUUUACUACGAAAUUUUGAAACACAAAUGAAUGCUCCAACCCCAUCGCACAUCGUACGAUUGCCGGUAUUACCACCUGGUCGCAGAGUACAGGCAGUUCUUAAUCCAACAAUGCUGCCUGGCAAUCAGCAAACUCCACAUCCUUCUUUAAACAACUACCAAUGGCAAAACAAUGUGAAUAAUGUACAGCGUUUGCGCCAUAUAGCUCCCACGUCUACCAGUAUCGCAGGCACUGUAGGAACUUCUGCUAAUUCCGGGAUCUUUUCAACAACAGUAAACAACUCAACUAUCGUUCAGCAACAAUUUUCAGGAUCUAGCUUGAUCCAUCAGGGUCGUGUUGUUUCACAUAAUAGCAAUCUUAAUCAAUUGUCAGUCACUAAUAUUAAUCAUACCGCUGGAAUUGUGGAUCGUACAGCAUCUGUUCAGACUGACUUACUGACAACAAACUAUGAAGUCAACAGUAGAAAUGCAACCCUCGCAAAAGAUGUUGGUCAACAGCCAAGUCGUCCUUGCUUCAGAUGCAACAUUUGUAAUACUUAUUAUCUAAUAGAACAUAAUCUACAAUCACAUUUGCAUCGCGUCCACAAUGUAGAAAAAACAGAACAGACCUGUUCAAAAGUCUAUGAUGCAAACAUUCUUAACAAAUUACUCACACGCUUUCGACGUAAAUCUAUUGCUGAUCCUUUAACUCUUAGUAAUAAUCGUACGCAGCUAAAUUAGGCUGAAACAUGAAGACUUUUAUUCACUGGAAUCAUUUUAGUGUUUUCAUUUUGUUUUACUAUGCCAGAAACAUUUAUAUGGUUUGCUUUCAGCUUAUUCUCCUUAGAAAUUUAAGAAUUAAAAUAUUGUUUUUGGAAUCCAAAGGAUACACAAGAAUUCCAAAAAAAGUUGAUAAACAUACAGUUCAUCUUAUUAUGCAGCACUUAGAAUUCAUGUUAAUUUUUGAUGUACUAAAAAUAAAAAUGAGUAGAUGUAAUUAGGAAUCGAACUUUCAAACCUCAUGUUGUUUGCAUAUAACGAAUUAUUUUUUGUAAUGUUUCUCAACUUAUAAGAAUAUUAAUAAAAUGAAGAAAUAACCAAAAAAACGGUUCAUAAGCCUUCAUGAAACUUCUUUGUAGCUUUCACUAAACAAGGACAGCGAUUGAUGCCUUAACCUUAAGCCGCAUUGCGUAUUCGACCGUAAAAUGAAGAACGAUGCCAUAUGUUGGUAAUGGCUUUGAACCUUAGUUUUUGUAGUUGUGGUCUGCACGCGCAUCGAGGUUUCUGGGUUAGUAGAUACCGUUAUUAGCGUUCAUUCUUGGAGGAUGUUUGUCUAACUUACAAAAAAAAAAAACACACACACACACACAAAAAAACCAAAAAUCACGGUGGAUGUAUGAACGCAUUCGAUAAGUGUGUUUUAAUUACUGAUUGAAUGCAGAUGGCUUUGGUAGUGGGUAUGAUGAACAUGUUGGAUACAAACCAUUCUAGACCAUUAGAAUGAAUGUUGUUUUCGUAUACCGAAUACAAAACGAACUGGAUAAUGAAAAUGGGGCAAUUUGAUUACAAGUCGUUUAGGUUGAGCUUUGUGUCAUUUAGAACUUUCUUGCUAUCUUGGUUUAUGGGAGGUUACGACGUUUUUAUUAGAUUAUCAAAACUAUCAACCGAUAUUAGGGCUGAGUUAAACAACAUACUUGACUAUUUUUAAUUUUACAAAAUUCGCUUUUGGUAAGCUAUUACAAGUCUCCAAAUUGUUUUCUACGCGUGUAAAUAAAUGUCAACUGUUUUUAAAUGAAGCUUUAUUUCAUUUACACCGAUAACAAUAUUAGCUGCUGCUUAAACGUUUGUACGAAUCAUCAACAAAAUAGCUAGCAGUGCUUGCAGAAAGUAACAACGCUAUAGUGGCCAACGUCAUAACGUCAACUGGUAGAAGGGAGAACGAUUAACAUGAUCGGUGGAGGGGAUUCGUUACAUGGUUCAGUCGGAUGGUGGUAGGUUUAGCCCGGCUCCUUUGAAGACCGUUGAUUGCGGUUUAAGCUUUAGCAGCGUGCAGACAGUGGUAAACAGUGGUAAACAUUUUUUAAAGUGAAAACUCAAUGUGGAACAUGUACUGCAUUUCUGUGCGGAAUACCAACAAAAUAAUGCUCUGGAUGUGAUUAAAAAAGGAAUCGAAAAAAGUGCCCGUUUAAAAAGAAAUAAGUGAGGUGUGUUAUGGAUGUUUUAUUUUUACGGCUAUAUCGAAUAGACGUAAUACACAAAUCGUGAAAUGGCAAAAAAGUGUUAAGAAAUAUUUAAUAUCACUUAAAUUUGACCCGUUUUGCCACGAGGGUUGAUGUGAUCGUGAAUCUGAAGUUCAAGUGGCCUCUGAAUCUGAAGAAGUUGGCCGUUGUGUUGGCUGGGUGAACAAAAGUAUCAUGUUAUGAAACACAAAAUUGGAGAAAUAUAAAUUUGUGAAGAGUAAUUGUCAUUCAUUUGUUUUAUCAUAAAAUCGGUUUACUGGUGUUUCGAUUGCAGAGCUGAUGCUAUUCGUUUCCUCGGAGUGUAUUUACAAAGGAAAUAAUAAAGCAAUUGUCAACCUUAAUAUAGUUUUGCAGUCUUUGCAUUUAGCUAGUAAGUGCAUUCGGUGAAUGAAUCUGUUUGUGAUUUGGAUGCGUGAAACAAUCCACAGCUAUUAAAAAUAGUGACAAACAUCGGUGUUGAAAGACUCAAUAACAAGGAAUAUUUUAAAAUAAAUAUAAAUUGUUACGAUUGGUAUUGCCUGCCACCUGAUCGGCCACUUUAGCGGCUGCUAAAAAAGUUCAUGCGAUGAAGCGGAGAUACCGAAAAAUAACGGCAUUAUUGUCGUUAUUUAUCAUCGCUGGUUCAUGGACAUUAGGAGAGGGAAGCAGGGGAUCUGUUCGCUUCACGCUGCAGUCUCAAAAUCAACAGGCUUUUAAAACUCUUAAACCAAAUCUCGAUGACGAAUCUGCUACUGUGCCAAACUCUCGUUUUGUUCGAAGACGCACGACAACAACCUCUAGCUCUUUAUCGAUAGAAACUGCCGCCAAACCUUAUGUAAAGAAAAUAAACAGCAGGUUUGGUGAUGGUCCUACAGAGUCUAAAACAAGUAUCAAAAAUACAGAAAUAUAUCUUGAGGCAAAGGUCGUUAAUCGCCGAGAAAAACAAAAUCCAGCACCCUCGUUACGUUCGGAUAACAGGGCACAACCUGAUUUCGAAAGGCGCAUUGAUGAUAAAGGGCGAAACGAAUUAAAACCUAUGAAAGAUGAAGUCUUUGCUUCAAAAAGAAGAGUAGCUAAGAGUGGUUCUUUUGGCGAGCAGCCUUUAUCAACCGAUGCUAGUACAAUGUUGGAGACUGAUCCAGGAACGAAACGAGCGAAAUCGCUAACAAACUUAAGCAAGAACUCAUCGAAUGACCCUUUUAUUAAAUCUGAGUCACCAAGUCAUUGGUCAAUAUUGAGAGGAAAAACUACAAAGACAUUCCGUGACAUCUCCGCUAAGCGUGAUGAUGGUUCGUCUGAAGAGAAUUAUCCCGAACCAUUUAAAAAGCUUUUAAAAGCUCAGUUUAAUGACGAUACAUUGAAGGAAGUGUACGUGCAAAAAUUAGAAAGUACAAUACAGAAAUCUAUGCAUACUUUAUCUGGACGUAGGAAAAAUCAAUCUACUACGUUGGAAAUACCGCAUAACACACAAAUGAUAGUUAUUGUCAACAAACCCGAUCGAGAUAGCACUCGACGUGUUGAAUCCGCCGUGGUAGAAAACGGAUGGCAACGUCGUACUAUUCUCCCAAAAACAAUUAAACAAACGCGUAGAAAUUCGCAACAUUUAGUAACAAACAGUACAUCUUCUGACAUAAUUCUACAAACCUCUAAAUCCUCUGAGCUAAAUAAUGCUCAAGAAUCAUCCAGGGAAAUGAUGCAACGACUAAGUGUAAGAACACGGUACACUGCAAGUAGUGAACAAUCAUCUAAAGAACAAAUUGAUUUUCCUGUGGAGUAUUCUAUCGAGGGUGUUAAGGAACAGUCUAGCAGCUCGAAUGUAAAAACAUCGCUCAAAACAAACAAAAGGCUUCUUAAUACAGCACAACUAGAUGCACGUAUGAAUGUAAAAGUUUUGAGUACGACUACAUCAGGACCAACCACUACUGUUAAAUUAAUAACACAACGACCUGUUCGAUCAUAUACAAGAAAGCAAAAUACAUUGGCUUAUCUUACGUCGACCACUACAGAACCUACGACUACGACUAGAAAAGCUUUUUUGCCUACACCAAGAGGAGGUGUACAUCGCAAACCUACAAAAACACCUACCGAGAAUGAUGUAUUAAGUACAGGUACAACCGCGCGUUUGGAAUCUGCACCAAAAAGAUCCUCUCCAAUUUCACGAUCGAAUAGCAAGAACCAAACUGAAAAUAAUACUGUUUCCAAUACUUCUACACAAUCAUCAAACUACGAACCAGGCGAUGGAUCUAAAAAAAUGACCCUUCUGUAUACCAACCCGGUAGAAUACCUGCGAAGAAAAUCAUCCUCAACAAAAACCAUUAACAAGUCUGUUAUUGAAAAUUCAAACUCUCUUGUGAGAAUAAAUAAUGGAAGUUCUACUGAAGUUCAACAGCUGUCACAGAAAACUACGUCUACAUCAGCGUCAAAGUCUCCAGCACUCAUCAAACGUAUUUCAAAUAAUGCGUACAAACGACGCCCUUCAUUUUCUUCAAAUCGAGCUAAUAUAAAAUCUGCAGUGUAUACUCCAACAAUUCCAACAGUAACAACGCUGCCGACGGUAAAAGUUAUUGCCGGUGAUCAAACAUUGCAAAAGCCUGCUAACUUCAGCACAAAACUGCCAAGCCGCAUUGCUAGCUUAUCUUCCCACUCUACCACCACCGCUGCACUAGCUAAUGAAAUCGAUGUCUACGACGAUAUCGAUAAUCAAAGCGCUAUGAAACAAAACCAUCAAUUUGAUAGGGAAGAAACCGAAGAAUACAUCGGAAACGAUCUUGAGUCAAGAGGAGUACAAUUGAAAGUGUUAUCAAAUGAACGUCUUCCUAAGAUAUCUGUAGUUGGCGUAGAGAAAACAUCAGGAGGCACCGAAAAACAGAUCGUUCCAGUUUCAUCCGGCUUGACACAAAGCCGCAUAGACAUUGACACACCGAGUCACCGGGUGCAGGAUGUCCCUUCCGCUGUCACCGUGUCGAUAUUCAGCGCUCUAUCCGAGAUCCUUUCGCAACCAACCGAAAGUUUACAUUUUUUGUCCUCCAGCACCGAUGCACCAACUUCUGCAUCUCUAUCUGCAACAAGCACCACUUCAUCUUCAACCACUACAACCACCACCACAACCACAACCACCACCACAACCACCACAACCACCACUACCACUACGACCACUCCUCCACCUCCUCAAUCACCAGAACCGUCACUAUUUUCAAGUAAAUCCAACGACAAGGUACUGGAAUUGGUUGGCAACAGUUCUGCCAUUGCUUCUGACGUAUUACCCAUGCGACUGGAGAAUACGUUUGUACAUACUAGCUAUCUGGAAUCCAUCGAUAACCCGAAUGUAAAUAAACCUGAUCUAACCAAUGCAAGCACACAGAUCGCGGAGGGACCUGAGACAAAAAGGCAAAACAUGUCGGCAAGUUCCCGAAAGACUGCAUCGACACAGUCUUUAUGGACUGGACUAGCCGAGCAGAAAGAAACGAACAGCUAUGAUAGUGACCAUUAUGCAGAAUAUGAUAUCGAAAAUAGAAUUCUCUUAGAAGAAGCUCCUUUUGGAGAAGACAGAACGAUAGGCAGUACAAUUGGUGACUCUUUUCUUCCGAUUGCUUCUGAUCUUCCCACAUCAUCGUUCGAGACCCAUGUUAUAGAGGACAAUGCUGAUGCUGAUGUUGUUCCUUUGUCCAUUACACAGAAACCGUUGAUGCCUGCUGCAGAAACGGAAGCGAUGGAGACUUCGACAUCGACAUCUACACUGUACACUAAUUAUGUGACUGAAGGACAGGAUAUCACGGAGUCUGCUACCUACUACUCAACCCCUACUACCAUUUCCACUGAAAUGAUUUCUAAUAUCGCUUCUACCAUCAACGAUGUAGGCUAUUUAGAGUCGGGAUACAAUUUAACCGCUUCUAAUAAUGAUGCCACACUAAUAAACGCCGUUUCUUCUACUGCAAAUCCAUCAUCAUUUGAUUCAGAAAAUAUUACAAUAACUCCUGAUUACAGCUAUCAGCCUUUCCUGGCUGAUAGUUCUAAAAAAAAUACCUCUGCUUCUGAACAGCCGACAUCCACAUUUCCACCUACAUCUACGAUUAGUAAUUUUAACGGCUUCCCGCAUCUUACUACAAUUUUAUCAGAUACUAAUAUUGGAACCGAAUCAUCCGAUCAGUCCAAUCAAUCUGCUUCGACAUUCUUACCUUACCUUAACCAUGAUUCAAAAACUAGCAACAUCAAUAUUGAAAUAGAUCCACGCCAUCCUACUACUAGUCCUCUUGACCUAGCCACUGAAUUGCCUGCCAAAAUUGUGAACAGUACACCAUUCAUCAUUACUCCCAUCACCUCAAAUGCUUCCACCACUGGUUCGAAACAGACGAGCUCAACCGCAUACGUUACGUCACCACCAACGACCGUAAGUAAGACACUUUACUCUUUUCCACCUGUUUCCGAUGUCACAUCUCGCCCAUCUCCUUCCGAUCUGCUGGCUCGGCUCGGGUUUGCGAAAUCUCUCGAAACUACCACUGACGAGUACCGACCGAGAUUCAAAAUGCGCAUACCAGUCUCGCCAAUUGGUUUUUAUGAUACAGUCCCAGACUUGAGAGUGGAAUCGUCUGUCAAUGGAUCUUUGCUUUCGUUUCCGACUAUGACACUUUCGAGCACACCUGUACCUACUACUGCAAAACUAAAUGCUUCUACUGUUCCUGUUAUAUUCACAACCGCACUUCCUAUGAUAAACAUAACUUACCCGGUCAGCAAACGAUCUCGAGGAAUUGUGGUCUACGGCAUUCUUCCAAACAAUACCGUUAUACGACGAGUGAUUGGUGGGGACGAUGAAGAUGUACACACAACCACAGAAAAUGUACGGAUCGUUUAUGGAAUUUUCCCGAAUGGCACCUUGGUGAGACGCUAUCCAAACGGUAUAAUAGUACCCGAGGUGAAACGCCAAAGUCUCGUGGAAGUUACCAACAUAGAUCCAAGUGAACUACGCAACCCGAAUAGUGCCAUCUAUCGCACGUCAGAACUUCCGCCAUUGUUCAAAUCAUUGAGCCUCCCUCCUGCCUAUAGCACAGCCUCUACUACUAUUACUACUAGCACCAAUCAUACUGCCAGCACAUCCAUUACGAAGGGCUCCGUGGUAUCAAGCACCACUGCUCUACCUACUUCUAGAAUUACUUUUUCCACCACAAUGAACAAAUCCACGGUACUUGAAACAUAUUUUUGAAUCUCCUUUCCAUGUAUAAUGAAUUGCUGAAUGCGUAGAAUUUCUCAAACGCUAGUUCUUGCAAACCCUUUUAACAGUAUUUUGAGUAUAUAUCAUACAUCAUUAUUCAAUUUUAUUUAAAUGCGAUAAACAUAAUGUUGUACGGUAUAAUUGCGUUUUGGACCAGUAAACAAUUACAAAAAUGUAUCUCGAAAUGUACCGCUGCUAUGCUGGAACAAAUUUUUUAUACAUUUCGAACAUUACGAUCUGCUUACAUUUGGGUAUCAUGCAUGAUUUGGGUUCUGUUGACUGUACUCUUCUGUAGUUUAUUUCUUAUCUAUCCCACUCUUCUGUUUCUCGUCUAUCGCUAUAUUUCUUCUGCUGAGCAUUAUUUUUUUAUUUAAGCAACAAUUAGAACAUUCGCUUUGGCAUGUAUUUUUAGAUAUAUUUUGCUUUUUUGUGAUAAGUGACGGAGUGUUACUAGAUAUUAAUGUAGUGUUGUAUUAAAU
This is a messenger RNA of Anopheles gambiae (African malaria mosquito), 9733 nucleotides long. Its product is annotated as mucin-2. Lineage: Eukaryota; Metazoa; Arthropoda; Insecta; Diptera; Culicidae. The coding region runs from base 4635 to 9245 and encodes 1536 amino acids. The transcript is spliced from 6 exons. The record is from RefSeq and is a predicted model, not a curated record.